Phytophthora infestans T30-4 is the source of this 1020-nucleotide messenger RNA. Its product is annotated as 60S ribosomal export protein NMD3, putative. Gene Ontology annotation, biological process: ribosomal large subunit export from nucleus. Gene Ontology annotation, cellular component: cytoplasm; nucleus. The transcript has 2 exons. Bases 1 to 1020 code for a protein of 339 amino acids. Gene Ontology annotation, molecular function: ribosomal large subunit binding. Lineage: Eukaryota; Oomycota; Peronosporomycetes; Peronosporales; Peronosporaceae. The record is from RefSeq and is a predicted model, not a curated record.
AUGCGCUCCAAGUCGUCCAGUAAACUCAUCUCAGAGAACGUGCACAACGCGACAGCCAACUUGCAGCUCACGUACAGUGUUGAACUGAGUCCCAUCUGCAAGGACGACUUAUUGGUGCUACCUAGGAAGUUGGCGCAGAGCUGCGGCAAUAUCUCGGACGUGACGCUGUGUGCACGCACCACCGCCAUGGUGCAUUUGCUGGAUCCAGUGUCUGGACAGAAGGCCGAGCUCCCGACCGACAGAUACUGGAAGUUGCCGUUCCUUCCUCUUGCAACCAGCUCCGAUAUGGUCGAGUUCGUCGUGCUGGAUGUGGAGCCUGUGGAUCCGCACGAGCUGCGCCACGUCCACGUCGGACCGGUUGCGACUUCUGGUAGAGGUUGCAAGUCUAAGUUCGUGGUGGCUGACGUGGAAGUGGCUCGAGAGAGCGACUUUGGCGUGAAUGACACGACGUUCCACGUGCGUACACAUCUUGGUGUUGUGUUGUCUGCCGGUGACACGGUCAAGGGCUACGAUCUGUCGACUGCCAUCUUUGGCUCGAGCCAGACGUACACUCUGAAGGAAGAGCUGCCUGACGUUGUGCUAGUACGGAAGGUCUACCCGCGUGAAAACAGACACCGCAAGGGAGACCGCAAACUGAAGACGCUAGGUGCCAGUCGCCGUGGGAAGGUCAGUAAAGCCGAGACAGCUCGGAUGGAGCACGAGAUGGAGGUGUUUACUGAAGAGUUCCUGGAGGAGAAGGACCAAGAAGAGCACGAAGGGCCAUACUUGGCAUACGUUUCCCUUUUCGUUUUCAAUGAGGCUCCACGCUUCUCCAGCAGUUCAAAGUCACGCACCUUUGCGUCGAAAGCAAGUUGGUUCAGCUGGUGCCUCUGUCUCUGGAGACGGCUGGGUUUGCUGGACGACACGGUAGUGCCAGCUUGCGAGUUCCAGAAGCUGGCGUUCACCUUGAUCUCCUGGUCACUGGAUCCCUUGACUCCGCGGUCUCCUGUACGCGGAUCAACUGGCGGCUGCCAGGCAUGA